This is a messenger RNA of Penicillium cataractarum, 2256 nucleotides long. Its product is annotated as protein phosphatase regulator GAC1. NCBI's taxonomy places the organism in Eukaryota, Fungi, Ascomycota, Eurotiomycetes, Eurotiales, Aspergillaceae. Gene Ontology annotation, molecular function: glycogen binding; protein phosphatase 1 binding. Gene Ontology annotation, cellular component: protein phosphatase type 1 complex. The transcript has 3 exons. The record is from RefSeq and is a predicted model, not a curated record. The coding region runs from base 1 to 2256 and encodes 751 amino acids. Gene Ontology annotation, biological process: regulation of glycogen biosynthetic process.
AUGCCAUACACUGCGCCUGGGAAGUCGUUGCUCGCCGCGCAGCACAUCGAAUACACUCAUCUCCCCUCCGAUACCCGCCCCGAACGACCCAGCGUGGCUCAAUCUGCAUCCCAUCGAUUGCAGAACUCUCGAUCCUACUCUUCCACCUCAUACGUCCGUCGGCACAGGAGAAGCCCGUCGAUCUGUAAAUCGACCGGGCUUUCCUCCUCGGAGCCCCCAUCCCGCAUCUCCCCCACCAUCGAUCCACAUGCCAGUCUCCGCCAGUCUCCGCCGCCUUUAAACAAUGCAGCCAUUCCCCCGGGGGCGGUAAUUUCGCCCCCAGAAUCCGUGGCCAACUCGAGUGAUGAGGAAUCGUCCGAACCGAGAGACGAGAUCAAGCUUGAGGAACUCGAGGCUGCAGUGCGAUCAAUUGAACAGCGGAGAGAACUCUCACCAGAAAGAGAGACGAUGCGUACGGCCGAAGAGUCGGGAACUGAGGCUCAAUCCUCAUCGAGUCUCGCACCACCCACUCUCCAAUCCAGACCCAAGCCCAACUACUUGCGGCUUUCCAAGGAGUCUCGCAAGAUCUCCCACUCACGCUCGUCUACUGAAACAGCAGUGGAUCUCAGGAGGGAACAGGCAUUGACCAGCUCGCCGGACGACAGUGAUGCCGAGGCUACCCCUAAGCCCCCAAUGGUGAGAAAGAAAUCGGGCGAACUGGUUCGUCCAGCUCUCCGGCCCGCCACAGCUCGUCGACGACCUUCGAGCAUGCCCGGUACCCCAGUCUACGCCAAGGCAGUGCAUUUCGACUCACAAUUGGAGCACAUUCGGCAUUUCUUGCAGCUCGACCGACCCUUGGCCGUUAGCGCCGAAACGUCCCCGGUGGACAGCUACGAUGGCGAGACCGAGUUUCCUUUUGGUCAUGAUGCGGACAAAUCUACCCCAUCGUGGGAGUGGGAGUUGCGGCUCUCGAAUUUCCCUAAGGAUGCGCCCCACCGCGCUACUCAUGCAGUUCGCCUAGAACGGUUGUUCCUCUCAGCUGAUAAGAAGAGUCUGAUUGGCUCCGUCUCUGUGGCUAACCUCGCGUUCCACAAGCAUGUGGCUGCCCGUUUCACGUUCGAUCAUUGGAGGACUGUGUCCGAAGUCGUUGCCGUGUACAGCCACGAUGUCCGUCGCAAGCACGCUCAUGAUGGCCACGAUCGGUUCACCUUCGACAUCAAGCUCGAUGAUCAGGCCAACUUGGAAAGCAAGACCAUGUUUGUAUGCAUUCGGUACACCGUCGACGGUCAAGAGCACUGGGACAACAACAACGGCAUGAACUACCAAGUCGAAUUCGUCAAAGCCUCCAAGCCGGCCACGAACAAGGCAUCUGGUGGUAGCCGCCCGGCUCUUCCUCGUAGUCGCACAUUCACCGGCUCUCACUCUGGUUCUCGUCCACAGUCCAUGCCUCUCUCAUUCGAGGACUUCGCCGACGUUGGCAAGAAGGCGCCGUUCGCCAACCCGUUCACCGCGAAUGCAGGACCUCCUUUGAGCCGCAGCACCUCCAACGACAUUGAUACGAUCGGCCCACCAAAGCGUCGCGAGAAGCCACACCCACAGGCAUUCGGCAACCGGUAUGACUUUGGGGCAUCGCUGACUGCGGCUAUGCGGACCAAGACUCCCGUCGAUCGGACCACUCUGACCGCACGCGCUCGGUCUAGUCAGACCCCAGAGGCACCAAAGGCCAAGCCGGUGGAGAAAGUCUUGGACAUUAGGCCAGGUCGGAUUUCUCCAGUGAGAAAUGAUGCUCGAUCAGAGGAUCUGAAGCCGUCCUCACUGGUAUCUAGCAAACCAUGCCACGAGUCUUCCUCUUACAAAGAGCUGGUGGAUAAGUACUGCUUUUACGGUUCUCCCACCAAUAAUACAUCAAACGAGAAGCCGCCAAACUUUGCGAACUUCACCCUCAACCUUAAAGCGGACGAGACGUCGAGAUACUUCAACGCGGCUGCUCCUUCCCCUCCCCUUUCUCCCCGCUCCCUACCCCGACGAGACCCAGAUGCGACCGAGCCACCUCGCUCGGAAUCUCGUCCAGCCUCGGCCUCCCCACGCGUAUCGCCUUCGAUGGCGUUUCGCUAUCCCUACCACCAAAGCACGUUGCAGAAUGGAUUCAUGAAGGACUCUCAGUCGUCGCCUGUCAUUCGAGGGGGAUAUGAUGUUUCUUUCCUGGAGAUGCCCGACUCUUUCUUCUUUCCGUCCUUUGCGGACAGUGCAUAUGCGCCCUGUGUGGGCGCUCAGUGA